UCGAAGCAGACGCUCUUGAGACGCCGAAGGAGGAGGACGUGAUCAUGGUGUGGGGUUUUGUGACCUGCGGGCCCAACGAGGCCUUGGUCAUUUCAGGAUGUUGCCACAAAAAGCCUCUUUUGGUCCCUGGUGGACGAGCAUUCGUAUGGCCCACUGUCCAGCAAGUACAGAGGAUCUCCCUCAACGUCAUGACACUGCACGUUGAGUCGCCGAGGGUCUACACUGCACAGGGCGUUCCCAUCUCUGUCACUGGUAUUGCUCAGGUGAAAGUCCAAGGUCAGUAUGAGGAGAUGCUGCUAGCGGCUUGUGAGCAGUUCCUCGGGAAGAGUGAGGCAGAAAUCCAGCAGGUGGCGCUUGAAACACUGGAGGGACAUCAGCGUGCCAUCAUGGGUUCCAUGUCUGUUGAGGAGAUCUACAAGGACCGUAAGAAGUUCAACCAGAACGUCUUCGAGGUUGCGUCCAGUGACCUCAUCAACAUGGGCAUCACUGUCCUCUCCUAUACCCUGAAGGACAUCCAUGAUGAUGAGACGUACUAUGCAAAGGGCUACUUAGAUGCUCUGGGUAUGGCGAGAACGGCCGAGGUGAAGAGAGACGCCCGCAUCGGAGAAGCCGAGGCGCAGAAGGAUUCCCAGAUCAAGGAGGCCAUUGCCGAGGAGGAACGCAUGGCCGCCAAGUACAUCAACGACACAGAGAUUGCCAAGGCCCAGAGGGACUUUGAGCUCAAGAAGGCCACUUAUGACAUGGAGGUCCAGGCCAAGAAAGCAGAGGCUGAACUGGCCUAUGAGCUCCAGGCUGCAAAGACCCGACAAAAGAUUAAGGAGGAACAGAUGCAGAUCAAGGUUGUGGAGAGAGCCCAGGAGAUUCUCAUUCAGGAUCAGGAAAUUCAGCGUCGUGAGAAGGAGCUGGAAGCCACUGUUAAGCAGCCAGCCGAUGCAGAGAAGUUCAAGCUGGAGAAGCUGGCUGAAGCUAGUCGUAACAAGACCAUGCUGGAAGCCGAAGCCGAAGCUGAAGCCGUCCGCGUGAAGGGUGAGGCCGAAGCCUUCGCUGUCGAAGCCAAGGCCAGAGCCGAGGCUGCCACUAUGACGGCCAAGGCUGAGGCACAGAAGGAGUACAAGGAGGCUGCCAUGCUGGACAUGUACCUUGAUACCAUGCCCAAGGUGGCUGCUGAAGUCGCAGCUCCUCUGUCCCAAGCAAAGAAGUUGACGAUGGUAAGCAGCGGCAACUCCGAGGUGGGAGCUGCCAAGCUGACUGGAGAAGUGAUGGAGAUCAUCACCCGCGUCCCAGGAAUGGUCAAGAACAUGACUGGUGUGGAUGUGACCAAGAGUAUCCGUGCCGUUUAAGAAGUGAUCCAAGCGCAUCAUCACCGCAAGGAGGGAACGCGGGAAACAGCAGGGGCCACCCAAGAAGCAUUUUAGUUUUUUGGUGUCUCAGAACAGGAUUGCAGCUUCUUUUUCCCUUUAGAUGUGCAAUCAUUUAUGUCGUGAGGACUUGCAGAAGAAGAGGAAAGAGGAGAAAAAUUUAUUAUCUUCCCCCUCACUUUAUCGUUUCAUUUCUUUCUUCAUUUUUAUUCUCCUUUCCAUUUUUGAAACCAAUGGUAUAGCUGUGUCUAAACUAAAAGGUGCAUAAUUUGUUGUGUUAGAUGUUGGUAUGCCUUGAUAAGAUGAAUAUUCAGGUCAGGUCCACUUCUAAAAGUUUUGCAUGCGCUUAUGUGGAGAGUACAAGAAAAUAAUGUGGAACUUUGCGCUGCGCUUACUGCGUACUUCUGGAUUACUGUUGCUGGGGCCUUAACAAACCUUUUCAGACUCACAAAUUUAUAUAGGUGUAACACAUAUAAACCUGCUCCUUAUAUU
Penaeus indicus is the source of this 1850-nucleotide messenger RNA. RefSeq names its product flotillin-1-like (gene Flo1). The transcript is spliced from 12 exons. The record is from RefSeq and is a predicted model, not a curated record. Gene Ontology annotation, biological process: protein kinase C signaling; positive regulation of cell-cell adhesion mediated by cadherin; regulation of receptor internalization. The coding region runs from base 45 to 1340 and encodes 431 amino acids. NCBI's taxonomy places the organism in Eukaryota, Metazoa, Arthropoda, Malacostraca, Decapoda, Penaeidae. Gene Ontology annotation, cellular component: cytoplasmic vesicle; plasma membrane; flotillin complex.